Molecule: messenger RNA, 5822 nt
Organism: Astyanax mexicanus (Mexican tetra)
Lineage: Eukaryota; Metazoa; Chordata; Actinopteri; Characiformes; Acestrorhamphidae
Gene: jag2b
Product: jagged canonical Notch ligand 2b
Exons: 25
Coding region: 208-3984 (1258 amino acids)
Biological process (GO): cell communication; heterophilic cell-cell adhesion; multicellular organism development
Cellular component (GO): plasma membrane; protein-containing complex
Molecular function (GO): calcium ion binding; Notch binding
Source: RefSeq, a predicted model, not a curated record
GGAAUCAUAUCAUUUGCUGUGGAGUGAUCUGACGGAGGGAGAGAGAGAAGGAGAGAGAGAGGGAGAGAAGAGGGCUGGAGCAGGAGAAGCACCGCGCCACACCACGCUCUCCAAAUUGUGAUUUUUUUGCAUGUCAGGAGCGGAGGAGGCUGUCGCCGGUCCUCGGCCGUGUCGUCUCUGUGUGCUCGGUCCAUUUUAACGGGAGGCAUGUGGAGCCGGGCGAGGAGAACCAGGUGGCUGUCUAUAGCGUGCCUGCUGCUGUUAACGAUAUGGACGGAGGUGGGCCACUCUUCGGGCUAUUUCGAGCUGCAGCUGAUGAGCGUGGAGAAUGUAAACGGUGAGUUGUGGGAUGGGGAAUGCUGCGACGGCGCGCGGAGCUCGCAGGACCAGCGUUGCACGCGGGACGAGUGCGACACGUACUUUAAAGUGUGCUUGAAGGAGUACCAGAGCGAGGUGACCACCACGGGCCAGUGCAAUUUCGGUACCGGAUCUACCGGCGUCCUGGGUGGAAAUAUAUUUUCUUUUAAGAACAGCAAGAGCAGCCCCGUCAAGAUCAGCGAGGCGGGCAAGAUCACCAUCCCCUUCCAGUUUGCCUGGCCGCGAUCCUACACACUCAUCCUCGAGGCCUGGGACUGGGACAACACCACUCAAAACAGUGAGGAGCUUCUGAUUGACCGACAUGCUCACACGGGUAUGGUGAACCCUGGGGACCACUGGCAGGUUAUCGCGCACCCGGGCGCCACUGCCCGCUUCGAGUACCGCAUCCGUGUCAAGUGUGACGAGAACUACUACGGCAGCAAGUGCAACAAGCAGUGCCGACCUCGCGACGACUACUUCGGCCAUUAUCGCUGUGAUCCUUCUGGAAACAUCGUCUGUCUGGAGGGCUGGAUGGGGCACGACUGUCGAACUGCUAUCUGUAAGCAGGGCUGUAAUUUGAUUCACGGAGGUUGCUCAGUGCCCGGGGAAUGCACGUGUAACUACGGCUGGCAGGGUCAGUUCUGCGACGAGUGCCUGCCCUACCCGGGCUGCGUUCAUGGCACUUGCGAAAACCCGUGGCAGUGUACCUGUGAGAAGAACUGGGGUGGACUACUGUGUGAUAAAGAUCUGAACUACUGUGGCACUCAUCACCCCUGUGUGAACGGAGGUACCUGCAUCAACUCGGAGCCAAAUGAGUAUAACUGUGCCUGUCCUGAAGGCUACUCGGGCAAGAACUGUGAAAUAGCAGAGCAUGCCUGCGUUUCCAACCCGUGUGCCAACGGUGGCACCUGUCACGAAGUUCCCUCUGGCUUUGAAUGCCACUGUCCACCAGGCUGGGAGGGUCCCACCUGUGCUAAAGACAUGGACGAGUGUGCUUCCAGUCCCUGUGCUCAGGGGGGGACGUGUAUCGAUCUGGAGAACGGCUUCGAGUGUCUCUGUCCUCCGCAGUGGGCUGGGAAGACCUGCAAGAUUGAUGUAAAUGAGUGUGUGGGGAAGCCUUGUGUUAACGCUUACUCUUGCAAAAACUUGAUUGGUGGAUAUCAUUGUGACUGCUUUCAAGGAUGGGCCGGACAGAACUGUGACAUCAACAUGAAUGGCUGCCAUGGACAAUGCCAGAAUGGAGCAACUUGCAAGGAAGGAGCACGAGGAGGCUAUCACUGCCAGUGUGCCCCAGGCUUCACGGGCACCCACUGCGAGAUCCAGAGGAACAAGUGUGCCAGCAGCCCCUGCCAGAACGCCGGCCAAUGUCACGUGUUGCUGGACAGCUUUGUAUGUGAAUGUCUGCCUGGCUACAUCGGAACGCUCUGCGAGAUACCAAGCCAUUCGAAUCCUUGUGAACCCAACCCGUGUAAGAACGAGGCGUCCUGCCACGGCUUGCUGGGGGAUUUCUACUGCGCCUGUCCUGAGGACUAUGAGGGGAAGACCUGCGCAGACCAUAAAGACCAUUGCAGGACUGCCCCCUGCCAAGUGAUCGACAGCUGCACGAUCGCGGUAGCGAGUAACAGCACAGACGGUGGUGUGAGACACAUCUCAUCCAACGUGUGUGGCCCUCGCGGCCGCUGUGUCAGUCAGCCCACCGGAAACUUCACCUGCACCUGUGAUCCAGGCUUCACUGGAACAUACUGCCAUGAGAAUGUGAAUGACUGUGUAAGUAGUCCCUGUCGGAAUGGCGGCACCUGCAUCGAUGGCAUCAACUCGUUCCAGUGUUUCUGUCCUGAUGGCUGGGAGGGUGACCUCUGUGGUCUCAAUGUGAACGAGUGCAGUAGAAACCCAUGUAAGAAUGGAGGACGCUGUGUGGACCAGGUCAACGACUUCUACUGCGAGUGCGCCAAUGGCUGGAAAGGCAAGACGUGUCAUUCGCGCGAGAGCCAGUGUGACGCCAGCACCUGCAGCAAUGGAGGCACCUGCUACGACCAUGGAGACACUUUUCGGUGCGCCUGCCCGUCUGGCUGGGGGGGAAGCACCUGCAACACAGCUAAGAACAGCACGUGUGCUUCUAGUCCGUGUGUUAAUGGAGGAACCUGCGUGGGUGGAGGGGAUACGUUCACCUGCAUCUGUAAGGACGGCUGGGAGGGACCCACCUGCGCUCAGAACAUCAACGACUGCAACCCUCACCCUUGCUAUAACGGAGGAAUCUGUGUGGAUGGAGUGAACUGGUUCCGCUGCGAGUGCGCUCCAGGCUUUGCCGGGCCUGACUGCCGCAUCAACAUCGACGAGUGCCAGUCAUCACCCUGCGCGUACGGAGCCACGUGCGUCGAUGAGAUCAACGGAUUCCGCUGCAUUUGUCCGCUCGGACGCUCUGGUCCUCGAUGCCAAGAGUUUAUAGGCAUCGGGAAGUCGUGUCAUUACACCGGACUGCAGUUCCCGCACGGCAGCCGCUGGGAGGAGGACUGUAAUGCCUGCCAGUGUGUCAACGGCAAAGUAGAAUGCACCAAGGUGGUGUGUGGCCGACGGCCUUGCCUGCUGCCAGGAACCCCCGGCAGAGAGCGUGCAGCCUGCCCUGGGGGUCGGGAGUGCCUGGAGCACAACUUCCUGACCUGCCUCUCUCCCCCCUGCCACCAGUGGGGCUUCUGUUCCAGCCCUGAGCCCGUCCCACCGGUCAACAGCAAGUGUGAGCCCAACACGGGCUACUUGGACAACAGUUGUGCCCACAUCACACUCGUCUUCAACAGGGAGAAGCUGCCCAUAGCAACAGCAGUGGAGAACGUGUGCUCGGAGCUGAGGUACCUACCCGCCACGCGGAACCUCGCCAAGGAGGACCCUCUGCUGGUUCUCUGUGAGCUUUCCUACUCCAACCAGGAUGCAGUGGAGGUGGCCAUUUCCUUCCAGCAGGACGAGCAGCCUGACCACAGUCGGAUCCAGGAGGUGGCCAGCACCAUCGUCAGCACUCUGUCCAAGCGCCACAACAGCACCAUCAUGCAGGCCGUCAUUGAGGUCAGAGUGGAGACACGGCUCGUGCCCCAGCCAGUGGAUUAUUUGGUGCCCGUGCUGUGUGUGAUCUUCUGCGCCUUGUGGAUCUUCUGCGUGAUCGUGUGCGUGUGGUGGACGCGUAAGCGGCGAAAAGAGCGCGAGAGGCGCGAGCGUGCCCCAGUUGAGGAGAGCGUGAACAACCAGUGGGAGCCGCUGCGGCCGGUGGCCCGCCAACAGCACAAGGACAACCGGGACGCCGAGUAUGAGCGGGCCAAGCUCAUGGGCUCCCCGGACCGGGCGCACGGAGAGGGGGACGAGGAGCCCGAAGAGGAGGAGGAGGAGGAGGAAGACGAGCUGGAGUUGGUGGAGGAGUGGCGGUGCGGGACAGAGGGCGGCAAGCGGCCCGUCCCAAAGUACUCUAAGGCCACGGUGCGGCUCAACAGCGAGCUGAUCUGCACCACGCGCAGCAGCAGCGGCAGCAGCGGGGGCGCGCCCCUCAAAGCCCCCCACCGGACCGCCCACAGCCCCAAAGACAACCGCUGGAAAAACGUCAACAGCACCUCUGCUGGCCAAGACGCCAAAGAGCUCUGUGUAUAGACACUGGGAACGACGCGCAGAGAGAGAGAGAGUAGUUCUCUUGUUCAGCGGAAGAAGAAAAAAACAAAGGCUUUUGAGAGACGGAGAACUUUCGUUUUUUUCUCUUUCUUUUUCACUUUAUUUUUAUUUCCCCAUGGUGAGAUGUUUUUGUUUUUUUUUUUUCUUUCCUUGACACAUUUUUAUUUUUAUAUGUACAGAUGAAGCAGAUUUUUGUGUUUUACUUUGUAAGAAUAAGGCAAAAGAGACGCCCGCUUAGUUUUUUUUUGUUGUUGUUGUUUUGCAAAAAUGUACUGCUGAAAACAAAGAGCAGGAAAAAUACACUCACUAGAGGAAUACUAUAAACUGUAUAAAGACUUUCUUUUGUUGUUUACAGAUGAUUGUGGUUUUAUUUUAUUGUAUGCGGCCCGUGUUUUCAGCACAGACCUUGCAUAUGGUGGCCAGUGAGGUGCACUGGCUAUGGGGUCAGAAGCGAGAACUUUGACUCUUGUGUUUUUUGUUUUUUUUUGUUUUGUUGUUUUUCUUCCCCCCAUCCACCUCUUCUCCACCUCUCCUCACUCCACGCCUGCCUUACUAAGCUUGUGGGUCAGUGCCUGCGAAGUGGCCUUGUUUUUUCUGUCACGUCUGUUUGUCUUGGCUGAAUGCUCUUUAAUGAAAAAAAAAAAAGGAUUGCAGUAUUUUGAGUUGGUAGCAAGUGCCUUCUGACGAGCCCGUUUGUUUGCGUCUCUCGCUGCCGAGGUCGACCCCAGAUAGAUCACUACAAAGGGAGAGGCUGGUCAAGAGCAACUCCCGCUUUACCACCGAGGUAUUUGAUCAAAGAAAGACAAGAAAUCUGUAAAUAUGUGUAUAUAGUAAAGGAGUCGCUGUGUAUAUUUGAAUUUAGUAACUUAAGACAAGUCACACUUUUUUAUUACUAUUAUAAUUAUGAUUGAAAUUAUUAUUAUUAUUAUGAUUAUUAUUAUAUUAUUUUUCAUUUUAUUUUAUUUUUAUUAUUAUUAUUAUUUUUUUUUUUUACAACGCCAUUCCUUUUAUUUAUGCCAGUUGAAACAGGCAGGUUUUAUAACAAGUAUACAGCGUCCCACAGUCAGAACAGUAAUGUAAUCAGUAACAGGUCAUCUUUUUUUAUGUUGUUGGUUUGUUUUCACUUUAUAAGGCAAGUAAUUCUUUAAAGAUUGUGUGGUGUAUCGUGGCGUGUGUGUUUGCCUCCGUUUCAAACCAGUUCCUAUCAUCUCCUUCAGCUUCUGUCCUUCCUCACUGUCAUAGAAUGUUCUGGAAACCUGUGGAAAGCUCCUGCAGCGUGUGCGGAGGCCGGCAGGCUGGUUAGGAUCCCGGUCUCUGCAGACGAUGUAAAACUCUGUUUUUGCUCCAUCUGCUUUUUUUCCUGCUGUUUUUGGGUUGAGGCUUCAUGAAGGGAACAAUUUUGUUGUAAAGCAUUUGUGUUCGAGGUACCAACUCCAAAAAAAAUGGAUUACCUCAGAAGUGGUUCACUAUGAUUUUUGUUUUCUUUCGUUUUCAUGUUGGAUAUUGCUCUCACGGUGGCUUCUUGCUGCCGUAUGUGAGAGGAUGCAAAAUAAAAAGAAUUUAAAUAUUAUCCUGAAGUAAUCUGAACAAGUGGUAAAAUAACAAAAAACGAGAUAACGCUGGAUGUGCAUUACUGGAAGGAAUAAGGUGGGGUCAGAGGAAGUUUUUUUUUUUUUUUAAAGGAAAUUAAACAAAGUCUUUUUUUGUACAGAAGAAUUGCUCUGCAAACGUUUUUGGUUCAUUUAGUGGAAUUUAUGUUUGUUCUUAGAAAUAAAUCUAACUAUUUAUUAAAGCAUUUUAUAACAAUCUCCUCAAAAAAA